Dendroctonus ponderosae (mountain pine beetle) is the source of this 2659-nucleotide messenger RNA. RefSeq names its product ankyrin-3. The record is from RefSeq and is a predicted model, not a curated record. NCBI's taxonomy places the organism in Eukaryota, Metazoa, Arthropoda, Insecta, Coleoptera, Curculionidae. Gene Ontology annotation, molecular function: protein binding. The transcript has 9 exons. The coding region runs from base 443 to 2488 and encodes 681 amino acids. Gene Ontology annotation, biological process: intracellular signal transduction.
CAAAAACUAAUUAAAAUUGUAAUGGUUAAUUUAUAAAACCUGCAAGUUUCGCUGCGCUGCUUCCUGCGUCAAUCGAUUGCGGGAUGAGGGGAGUGUUGCAGGGAUAGACGUUUUAGUGUUUGCGUAAAUGUAAUUAAAUUGUUUUUAUCGUACCGAUAUGAGAAUGUUCCGUAACAAUUACGUUUUUGCGUUUAACUGCGUAAAAAAACUCUAACUUUGUUGUUUAAUUUCAAAUCGUUUUUCCGCUCCUAUUUUUCUGUUGCGUAGACCGAUCUUAUUGUGCUUAAUACCUCAAUUAGAUGCUGCUAUCCAAUCGAAACCAGAGGGAAUCGGAAUGAUUUGCGGAUAUUUUGAUUUUGGUCCGUGACAUCAGGGUGAACAGCUUUAAAUACAUAUUACAGUCUGUCAAAUAUUGCCAUGGAUAAUAUAGAGCUUAUGUGAAAUGGGAGGUUCAGUGAGCCAGGUAUUUCAGUCGGGGAGCGCUCUAUUAACGAACGGACAUGGACACAAAGUGUCUGAUCUGACUAGAAAGAAUAUUUUGGACAUUUUCGAUGCCCUGACUGCCAACCCCAAGAUUGGAGUGCAGCGUAUUGAAGGCCUAUUUCUUCAGAUACCAAAGAAUGAAAAUGUACUGGCCAUUCAUGAUGAAACUGGCUACAAUUUAUUGCAAAAGUUCGUGGGUGCAAACAAUGUCGAACUAGUUCGUUGGUUUUUAGCUAAACAUAGCGUGGCGGAUAUCAACAGAUUUCCUUGUAGCCUCCCUCUUCAUAUCGCCUGUUUGAAAGGCCAUGAAGAAUGUGUGGAAAUCCUUUUAAAACAUGGUGCGAAAAUCGACGUUGAGGCUCGAAUGUGUUGGCCAGGACCGCACACUAGUAACUGCGAAGAACGCGGCAAAUAUUGUGCGGCAAUUCAACAGGAAGAUAGUUGCAUUGAACGAGACUCGCGGGAUAAUCGGCCGUCGAUCAAACUGCAAUCAGCCAUCUACUAUGCUUUAGAUGGCGAUCAAGUUAACACCCUGAUAAUGCUAUCGCAAAGAACUGAGGAUCCUUGGAAUGGCAUAUUUAGAGCCAGGAAGCCCCUACUUCAUGCCGCCUGCGAACGCAAAGCCUGGAACUGCACAGAAUAUCUAGUCCAAGAGCGUAGCGAAGAAAUACAUAUUUUAAAGGAUGAAUAUUACCCGAUCCAUUAUGCGGCCUCAAAUGAUCUGAAAUUUUUGGAGCUGCUUAUCGCAGCUGGUGCCGACACUAAGGUCCGCACUUGUACUCAGCAAAUGACCUUACUGCACGUUGUUUUGCUUGUCGCCCAUAAAUCGGCAGAGGAUACAAUCGCCACCAUACGCCUUCUGUUGGAGCAUGGUUGCAAAGAACUGAUCAACGCACCGGACAGUUUAGGAAACACUCCAUUACACGCACUUAUAGUGAGAUACGCGCUAGAGGAGGCUCAAUACGGUUACGAUAAAUGGAACAAAUGGGAUAUUCUGCAUUUGGUUCGGUACCUGAUCCAAUCUGGCGCCAAACCAUCUAUUAAUCACAGCGGAAAUUCAGCUGUGGCUUGUGUAUUGAGGCACGUGAGAGAUUGGGAUGUGUGCUAUGAAUUACUGAAUAUGUUAUUGCAUGAGGAUGGAAAUCCAAAUGAAGUCGGUCGUGAUGGUUCAGUUCCAUUAAUGGUAUGUCUUGUCCCAUUGAUCAACAAAGAUCCAUUGCAUAAUUUUACCCACAACAUGAAGGUGUGCUACUUGAAUUGUAUUCGAAUCCUUCUAAAGCAUGGUGCAAAUCCUAACUGCAGUUACCGCGCAAAUCUGACUCCUUUGCAUGUGCUAGUGUUUACUGUAUCCGAGAACAUAACUUUAAAUUGUGAUGUGCAGAAAAACAUAAACUUCGAGUUUGUCAAGAAUCUGCUAAUAUUGCUCUUAACGCAUCAGCUGGAUCCCAACGUGAAAGUGAGUAACCGAACGCAACAUAUUCUGCAGUCUUGUAUGGAUAUGACGCAGAAUGUUCGAGAGUGUAAGGAUAUUCAUUAUGUGUAUGAUUUAACUUUGACAUUGAUUCAGUAUGGUGCCAAUCCAGAUUUACUUCUCAGUAUGUCUGAAGCAAUAAAAAGUCACGCUCUGCAUUCCCAGAGUAUAUGGAAAUCAAAAAAUCACAUCCUAUACUACUAUAUUUUGUUGAUAUCUCGCAAAGAGAACCUUAUAAUGGACCCAAACAUGACUUUUUCGAAAAUUAUCAUGCUAUUUUAUUUUGUUAUGCAACAUAAGCCCUUAUUUGAAUGUUUAAGAGUAUUACAUACCCAACAACUAAGUCUAGUUCCAGGUAAAACGACCGAACCUCUGACAAAUAUCAUUAGGAACCUUUAUAGUAGGCCUAGGACGUUGAAGCAGAUUUGCAGAGUUAAAAUACACAAUUGUCUUAAUCGACGACCAGGCUUGUACAUAAACCGAUUAAAUCUACCGAAUCAAUUAAAAGAUUAUCUUUUAAAUUUUGAUCCCUAAAUUGUCAGUUGGUUUGCAUCGUUAUUUUGAUUUAUUUUUUGGCCGACAUGGAACUUGAUGGGUAAACUUAGAAGGACUUAUACCGAGCAAAUUGUUAAAUAUUAAAUUGUUAACGUUAUUGUUAUAUAAUUUUUUAUACUUGUGAUAUUGAAUUAAAAGUGUCUACUGGAA